Calliphora vicina (urban bluebottle blowfly) is the source of this 1293-nucleotide messenger RNA. RefSeq lists its product as uncharacterized. The transcript has a single exon. Bases 1 to 1293 code for a protein of 430 amino acids. Lineage: Eukaryota; Metazoa; Arthropoda; Insecta; Diptera; Calliphoridae. The record is from RefSeq and is a predicted model, not a curated record.
AUGAAACUGGAUACACUUACAUUGGACGAAGAUGAGAUCCUUAUAUCUUUGGACGUGGUAUCGUUAUUUACAAACAUACCUAUACACCUAGCUAUAAGCAAUAUUAUGGCAAAAUGGAGUUCACUACAGAAUCACACCAAAAUACCAAGAACACAAUUUCUGAAGAUACUUCAAUUCUGCUUGAAUGACAAUAAUUAUUUUGUACAUGACGACAAAUUAUACCACCAGACAUAUGGUAUGCCAAUGGGAAACCCUUUAUCACCGACAGUUGCUGAUAUAAUAUUGGACUGCCUACUGGAUCAAACAUUAGCGGAGCUACAGGAGAGAAAUAUUAAAAUGAAACUCAUCACAAAAUAUGUCGAUGAUUUAUUUGCUAUAAUAAGAUAUGAGGAUGAGGACAUGAUACUAAGGACAUUUAACUCAUAUCACAACAAGUUGAAAUUUACGCUGGAGAGAGAAACGGACAACUCUAUACCAUACCUUGAUAUGAGAAUACAUAGGAAUAACCAGAGGAUAAUAACAGAUUGGUAUAUGAAACCAAUUGCAUCUGGACGAUUAUUGAAUUUCCACUCAACACAACCCAUGAGACAAAAGAUGAAUACAGCGAUGAAUCUAAUUAACAAAGUUAUGAAGAUGAGUGACCGACAAUUUGAAAUAGGAAAUAUGGCGAAAAUUAAGAUUAUACUGAAGAAAAAUGACUUUCCAAAUGAUCUAGUGGAUAAACUGAUAAUUAAGGUUAAAAAUGGGAGUAAUGAUAAUUCUUCACGGGAAAAUGACAAAGAGGACACAUCUGGCAACGCCAAAUAUUACAGUAUACCUUUUAUCCCAAGACUAACUGAGAACAACAAAUUGAGAGAGAUGAUAAAAGACCAACAAAUAAUAUUUGCACAUAAACCAAACAGAACAAUACACAGCUUAUUUACACAAACAAAGACGAAGAUUGAGUGCAGAGAACAAGGUGAUGUAGUGUAUCAAAUUGAAUGUGAUGGCGGAGACAGUGAGGUGUGUGGGAAAGUGUACAUUGGCACAACAAAGAGAAAUUUAGGCGUGAGAAUAGAUGAACAUAAGGCGGACAUAAAGAGAGAAAAACAAUCAACUGCACUAUCACAACACUGCAUUGAAAACGGACACAAACCAAACAUUGAAAGAGUGAAGAUUUUAGAUAAGGAAAAAAGGGAAAAUAAGAGAUAUACGUUGGAGAGCUUGAGAAUACAGCAAAAAUCAGAAAGUGCAAUAAAUACAAAAGAGGAUAAAGAUAAUACAAAUGCAAUCUACACCAUUGCAAUAUUUUAG